Molecule: messenger RNA, 7725 nt
Organism: Mytilus trossulus (common blue mussel)
Lineage: Eukaryota; Metazoa; Mollusca; Bivalvia; Mytilida; Mytilidae
Product: lateral signaling target protein 2 homolog
Exons: 12
Coding region: 88-2676 (862 amino acids)
Cellular component (GO): early endosome membrane
Molecular function (GO): metal ion binding
Source: RefSeq, a predicted model, not a curated record
CCGGAAGUUAUGGAAAUGACGUGCAUUCAUGAACUUUUACGAUGACUAAUAUGAUACUGUUGACAUGAAACACGAACCACUUAAAUAAUGUACUCCAUAAGAAGAUGGUUAUUUAGACCAAAGAAAACUGAUGCAGCCCUGUUAGCCAAAUUUUAUUUCACUGAUGAAGAGUUGAACUUGGUUGCUGCAGAAUUAGAUAGUUUUGAUGGUCGAAAAGAUCCGGAGAGAUGUACAGCUCUAGUGACAAAGUUGAGGUCCUGUCAGGACAAAGUAUUGAAUGUUAUAGAGAAAAUAAUCUUAGAUGCCAUACCAACACUUAAAGCUAACCGUGAUUUCAGGGUUAAGUUUCCAGAUGAUGUCCUGCAAGAAAGUUUGGCAGGACAGUUGUGGUUUGGAGCUGAGUGCCUUGCUGCUGGUUCCAGUAUAAUGAACAGGGAACUAGAGAGUGCCAGUAUGAGACCACUUGCCCGUGCCUUAACUAAAAACCUAGACAGAUUAAGAUCAUUACUAAGAGAACAAUGUUUGCGUAGUUAUUCUUAUAAUGAAAGGAUUAAAGAAGCUUUGGUGAUUUUUGAUAAAUUGUUUGCAGAAUUUGAAUACAGUUAUGUUAGUACUAUGGUACCAGUGAAGAGUAAGAAGGAGUAUGACCUUCUCCAGGAGAUCACUGUUCUGUUCUCUGAAACAGUUCAGAGGGCAUUAAAGAUAAAGUUAUUAACUCAGGACCAGAUAGAUGAUUGUGAUCCAGCUUUAAUGUUUACAAUACCAAGGCUAGCAAUGGUUUGUGGGCUACUUAUUUAUCCUAAUGGACCAUUGAAUCCUAUAUGUGAUCGAUUGGAAAUGUCAGAAAUGUUCAGACCAUUCCAGACUUUGUUGAUAAAAAUAAAAGAAUUAUUACAGACACUGUCACCACAGGAGCUAGCAUCAUUAGAAAAAUCCUUAUGUACAAAUGAACCUGUUGAGAAAGUCAUACCUAAAACUACAUUGGUGAGCCAGAACUCUCAAACAGAUCCUGGAUUUGAAGAUAGUACAGAAGAGGCUGACAACAAUGCAGAUAUCACUGUCACUUUGGAAAAAACUUUGGACAAUAAGUCCAAUGAAACAUUAGACAAAAUAAGCCAGCUAGAUGAAUCUCAGCAAACUUUGUCACCAAGUGAUGAUAGGAAUUUUGUUUCACAUUUAAAUAAAUCUGAAAGUCGUGACUCAGGACUACAAAGUGAGAAUACCAGUACCUCUGGCACAGUUUCUUGUGGGGUUGUCUCCCCUGAUGAAGAAAAUAGUUUUGUGGGAACUAAUGAAGUUUUGGACGAUACAAACAGUGCAACACCCAAAGAGGUGGACAUCUGUGAUAAUGAAACUAUUGCUGUGGUUACAAAUAGUACUCACAGCACAGAAUCUUUAGGAGAUAAUAAUAUUUGUGAUACUACCGAUGCAGAAAAUAUUCAUGACAUAUGUCUUUCAAUAAUUAAUGAUAUAGUAAAUAUUUGUGCAGGGCAGCCUUCUAAUGACUUAAAUUCUGAAAUUCCACAAAUGGCAUCUUAUAAUUUGUGUUCAGACUGUGAUAAACAAACCGAGGAUUUAAAUUCAGCGUCAAAACUUGAAAAUAGAAAACAGACUGAAAAUCAGGCCGAUAUAAAAGUAACAUCUGAUUCAAAAAAUUUACCGGAAACAGAAAAUUAUCCCAGUGAACAAGGUUGUAGUAAUGUUUCUCCAUCUGAGGCAUCUAAAAGUGACAAAAAACAGGGAUCUGAUCCACCUCUUGAGGAACUACAAAGUUGUAGUACUUCAAGGUCACAUUCUAAACCAACACAAAAUAGAAAACCACCUAUAGAUAGAAUACAUUGUAAAACUGGAUCCACCUCAAAAUCAGGAACACAGAAAGGAAAAUCUGACCCAAGUGCUAAGUCAGAGACACAGAAAGGAAAAACAAGAUCUAGUAGUUCAAUACAAGAAACCCAUAGAAAUAAAACUGGUCGACAUGAUACCCGAGUUAGACGUGUUAGAUACCAUGGAACUAUCAGUAACACCUUCACUAGUGUGCAUGAAAAUAACUAUGACUGGGAAAGAGAUAGUAGUGACAGCAGUGGUAGUUCAGAUACCAGUUCUUAUACAUCAGAUAGCCAAGAUGAUGAAGAAAUAGAACUUGCUGUCAAAGCUGCUGCUGUGGCAUCAAAGAAAGAAAUCCGGUCCAGAUUUCGUAGUAGUAGUGAUCUUAUCCACAGACUAUUUGUUUGUAUAUCAGGUGUAGCCGAUCAGCUGCAAACAAACUAUGCAGGGGAUUUAAGAAAUAUUUUAAAGAGUGUCUUUGAUAUGAAUUCAUCAAGUGAACCAGAUGAAAUAGAAAGUGUAGGAACGAAAUUUGAUAGAACACAACACAUUCAGGCACAAUUACAGGCUGCAAGAGUCAACAGAUAUCGCCGUAGCAAUAGUAACCAUAGUCACAGAAGUAGAGAACCACCAGAAUGGGUACCAGAUGAACAGGCAAUAAGUUGCUCGUCAUGCCAAGCUAUAUUUACUUUUGUAAGGAGACGACAUCACUGCAGAAAUUGUGGAAAGAUAUUCUGUGGUCAGUGUUCCAACAAUAAUGUACCCCUCCCACACUUUGGACAUUCAACGCCAGUCCGAGUCUGCAACAGAUGUUUUAUGUUCCAAGUAACACCAUUUGUACCAGAAAGUUAAGAAGUUCUAUUCAUUUCAAACACUGUCAGAGCACACUAGAUGAUUUACUGAGUUGUUUAUUAGCAGCUGCAUUUAAAUAUGUUAUAUACAGAAUUUGUUAUUUUUCAUCAUCAUUUUUUUUUAAUUGGUUUUUGUAUGCCAUAUCAAGCAGUUUACUGUUUAAAAAAAAGAAUAGAAAAGCUAUUUAAGAGAGUUUGCGAAAAGUGGCGGUCCUCAGGAUUUUACCAUCAAAAUUUUAAAUAGGACUUACACAUUUUUAGUAUUUUUCAAUAGAAUUAAGAGUGAGGACCAGUAGAUUUUCUUCAAAGACCACCAAGAGAAAAAAGAUUUCCCUAACUCUGAUUUAACUCUGUAUUUUAUACUGUCAAAAAGGAUAUAUACAGAACAGAUAUUUCACAAUUUUCCUUUACACAAUAAAUUUUGUAUUAUUCAACUUGCUGUUUACAGAUCCUUAAUUUUUUUCAUUGAUAUUUUUAACCCGAUUUAGAAAAUAAUGAAGACAGAAACGAUAUAGUUUGGUAUAGUUCAUUACGUAUCACAUUUAUGAAGGGGGAAAAAAUUUGUUUCUGUUUAUUUAUUUUUUUCUAUUUGAACUGCAAAAGUUUUAUCCUCCAACAAGUUUUUUGUUUUCAAAGGAACACAUAAGAUACAGUAGUAUUCAGGUUUUACAAAAUAUGUUUACCAAUUUUAUAAAUUCUAUGAGUAAACAUCUCCACACAUCGCAAAGCACAAACAAUUUUAGGUAGUAUUUACCUAAAUUUAUAUUUAAGUCAUCUUAUUCCUAAGAUUCCUAUCAUUAUCAGUAGAAGGAUCAAACAUUUGCUAGUUUUCUUGUGUAACAAUCAGUGUGCAGAUAUCACUUUCAGUAGAAAUUACAAUACUUUAUAGAUGUUAUAUACCUCUAUAUCUGGGCUCAUGCUUGAGUUAAUCAGCUGUAACCAUGCAUGAUUUUAAUAACCUUUCCAAAUUUUCAUUGAAAAAAAUAGUGAAAAAGUGAACCCAUACUCAGAAUUGGAAUAAAUGAUGAAAGAGGUAACUUCUAACUCUUGUAAAUUUAGUGCAGGAUAUUGAUUGAGCAGGUGCUUGUUUGUUCUAUAAUUUAUAUAGUAGUGCUAAAAGUGAAAUAACACUGAUAAAUCUCCACAAGAUAUUUGGUUUCCCACCUGCAUUAUUCUUAUAAGAACUGUGAAUAUUAUGUAGAUCUUGGAUUUUGUUGUUUUUCUAUUCAAAAUGCUGUAUUAUCUUUUGGUUUUGAUAUUAUAUCGUAAAUUUAAUAGUAGAAUAUGGAAGGUUUUGCUUGUAUAUUCUUAAUUUAUUCCUGAAUUCAAACAAAAUAGUAAAAUAUAACUACAUCAGAUAACAUUACUUCAUUAUGGAAGUACUUGUACAAAUUUAAAAAAUAUAUGCUAUUCUGUCAAACAAUAAUAAUAAUGAAUUGCAAGAAAGUGCCUAGUUGUACAAGUUCUGUAUCAUUUUCAUAAAUUCAGCAGAAUUUUUACAUCAAUAAAAUUCUAACAUAUUUAUUUUUAAGCUGCAGCUUUCUUGGUUUGAUCCUUUUUGUAUAAACAUAAAUUAAUUCAUUUCAAAAUAUAACUGAAUAAGAACACUAGUUAACAGGAAGACUUUUUAAAAUCUAGAGACAUGCUCUUUAUAUUCAUUUUCUUAGCAUUUAAAUAUUUACAGAUAUAUUUAUAUUAUAUUAAUAUGUUUGUGUGCUUUAAGCUAUAUGAUAAUUUUGUUAUUAUCCCGGUAUUUUAAUAGUUACAAUACAUUUUGUAUUAUUAAGUUGCUGUUAUAUGUUAAAUUAAGUUUCAUUAGUUUGUAUGGUGCUUUCUGUUGCUGUGUUUUGCCUCAUUUUGUUUUGUUAAUUUUAGCAUUUUGUAUUAGUUCCCCUGAAUUAUUAUGUUUAUUUGUUAACCCAUACUUUACUGCUUUAAACAAUCAUUUCUUUUAUUUGUAUAAACUUUUGUACUAUGCAUUUGUCAUGUGUUUAUAUGCUUACUAUUUGAUAAUUAUGUUGAUCUGUAAAAGACAGUUUUGUAUCAUGACAGUUUCAUUAAAUCAUUGUUUGUCAUUCAUUAAAUAAGCACUAUACAAGCUUAUAUAUUUUUAUGGUAUGAUAGUAUAGUACAUUUGAAACUAAAAGUGAUGAGAAAUAACCACUAGUUCUUCUGUUUUAUCAGUGUACUUUGCACAUAAUAUAUUUAUAUUGAUAUAGAAAUCAUGUUUUGACUGAAAUGUAAUAAAUAGUACAGUCAAUUUUGUCUUUUCAAAUUACUUGCAUUUUUGUAGUGUAUUUUUUUUAAUCCAAACCUAUAGAAAUUUUAUUUUAUUUUUUUCUGACACAAAACAUCAAUGAGUAUAGUAAUUAUUAAAUUAAAUCAUUAUAUAUUUUCUAUUGUUCUUCCUGCUAGAAUAUUUCAUUGAAUAAAACACAUUAACCACUGAAAAUACGAUUUUUUAUUAACACCUCUGUAAAGAAAAGGCACUCAAUUAUUAAUGUUAGAUUGGACGUGAAAGUGGAAUACAAUAAUCUCACCACAUUUCUGACAAUACAAAUACACCCACUGUCAAUACAAAAAUCAUGCUGAAAAGCUUAAUAUAAGGAGGUACCUAACACUACAGGGAGAUAACUCAGUAAAGUCAGCUAAACGUUUUAAUUACUUUGAGUUGUAAAAGGAAUAUUAAGCUUCUCAAUGAUCAAAAUUGGUGUUUAUCAAACUGCUAUAUAACCAGUGUAAUUCUUCUGACAAAACGGUUGGUUCAAAUUUUUUGAAAUUUUUAUAUAUUUUUGUUUAAAAUUUUAUGAAAAUUGAACAAGCCAACUUAAUUUUAGUGCAAGUGUUGGGUACCACCUUAACACAAAUUUUCAUACUUUAUUUAAAGAUUUAAUUUCAGAGUCAUUAGAAUAUAUAAAUUUUCUUAACUUAUUUAAUGCUUUGUUUCUAUAAUCUUUAAAAGUUUGGUCAGUAAACUGAUUAAACAUUAUAUUAUAAGGGUUGUGUAUGCUUAGGUUGUAACUUGUAAUACAUCUUUUUAUUUUAUUAAAUAUACACCAUUUAAUAACUAUGUUAAAAACAAGAUUUCCAUAGUUUUGAUUACCAUAAUUUCAUAAACAUAACACUAAAAAAACUUUGCACUAAUUCAGAGUAAGGAAUAUAAGCAUGCUUAAUAAACGUAUGUAUAAAUGUACUCAAUUUAAGUGGUAUAAAUUCAUAUUAUUCAAAAUACAUGGUCAAUUUAACUGACUCCAAAAAAUAAUCUGAAACAGCCUAGAAUUGGUUCCAUUAAUUGUGUUUAAAUUCAAAACAUUUAUAUAUGAAUUAUUGAUGAAUUUUGGCUGGUAAACUUAUAAGAAAUUAUGUCUAUUGAAUAUAUCAAAAUAUAUUUCUAUAAAAACAGUGCAAUUCUAUUUUAAACAUUUCAUUACUUUCCAAGGUAAUGCAUUCGAUUUUUGUAAAUUUCUUUUAUGCAUAUCUUUUAUUGGCAACAAGUAAUUGAAAAUCAUGAAACAAAUUUUGGACACCAUAAAAAUUAAUUUAUCACAUAUCUCAUAUUGUCAGGAAUAUAUAGGCGUAACUGGACUGCAGGUUUUUUCAAUUAUCUUCUCUUUAAAAUAGUAUAUUAUAUAUGAAACAGUAAUAACUAUAAAUGCUUAAAACUGUCUAAAAAAUAGAAUUAAUUUAACUUAAGAGGUCACAGAUUUAGGUCAUUGAUAGAACAUUUCUCAAGCAUUUUCCCUAAUUUUUAGCAGGAGGCAUUCAUAGUUCACAUUGUCAAUGUAUAAGUCUACUAAGUACUGAAAAUUCAGAAAUUAUUGCGAGGUUUUUAUUAUUGCGAAAAAUGCGACAGAGUUGUAAACGCAAUAAUUUAAACAUGCAUUUUGAAAUGUUUCAUAUGAAUUAAACAGGAUUUUUCUCAAAAUCGUAAUAAUUAAAAUUGCAUUUAAGUAAAAACUGACAAAAACACAAUAAUAAAUACACGCAAUAAUUUCUGAAUUUACAGUACAUGUUUAUCUAAAGUCUUGCUGAAUUGUUCCUACAACAAAAUGCUUGGAAGACCAUUUAUGCUCAUUGAUAUCUUGAUUGUUGUAUAACUAAAUUUAGAACUCUCAAAAUUGUGUGUAAAGUUUACAAUCAGAAUGCUACAUUCAAAAUUUAAGCCAUUGAGAAAUUGUUUGUUUCUAUGAAAAAUCAAAAUGAAAUGAAUUAAAUAUUUUUGUUUAUGAAAAGGUUUUCAAAAUUGCAGCCAUUGUAAAAUUUCACUGAUACAGGUAAAGAUUUAAAAACAAAGGAUUAUUUGAGAAUAUAUGUAUGGUUAUGAAACCAAUCUAUUACCAAUUUCACAGUGCAUCCCCGCCUCUUUUUAAAAAGUUUAGGAUCCACCACUGAUGUAUUACAUUGUAAAAUCUAGUUCAAGUUCUUAGAUGAUUAUCUCCUUAAGAAUAUGAAAUAAGAAGAAUCUUUUUGUUAAAUCACUAAUGUUGAAUAACAUACAUAUGAGAUGGCUUUCAUUAGGAUAAAUUUUUUUUAUAAUGUUGAUAUUUUAAAGCCAUUAUUAGGUUUAUGAUAAAAAUGCACUGAUUUAAAAAAAAAAUUAGAAAUUUCAAUUUUGAAAAUAAUCUAAGAGGAAGGUAUGAUAAGGCCAUAUUAUUGGUCCCUUGAAUUAGAAAAUUUUAAAAAUUAUUAAUCUUUCAGAUGCAUCCUUUAUAUGUUUACAAAGAGUUGUAUGACAGCAGUAUUUAUAUUGACCUGUGUCUUACAUUUUUACUUUAGGGUUUAAACUUCCUGCAGUUAAUAUAAAUCCUAUGGUUUACAGCUCAUGUCCAAAGGGACAUUUUCUGUUUUGUAAUAGAUAGAUUUUUAUUUUGUACUCCUCUGGUAAAUAUAUUUUUGUGGAAUAAUGAAUUUCUCUUUAAGGGUGAGAUUUUGUUUUUCAAUUUGUGAUGUUGAAAUUAGGGAAAAGUAAAUUGAUUGACAAUGUUAUUUGAUACUAAUGCCUUUAUUUUUCUUUGUACAACAUUCAUAUUAAAAUAAAUCUAUUAUAUUA